GUCACUUCAGUAGGUAAAUAUAUCCAUAAAUCCAACUUAACCUAACUUUAUGACUUUUUCUUUAGGUGGUUAUUUUUAUUAAAUCCACGGAUAUAUCUCUUAUUUGAAUUACGAAAUAUAGUGAGUGUAUUUAAAUAUUAUAAAUAAUGAACUUUUUACGACAACUUAUUCCAAAAGUACAAAUUCGACCAACGUUAACUUCAUUUGUAUCAAAUGUUCCCACAAAAUAUAAUCUACCAGACUUCUCAACUCUACUUUCUACUCAAUUAUCACGGCUUAAUAUACAAGAACGAUGGGCCUCCUCUCUUAAUCAAAUGCAUAGAAAAGGACCUCAUAUAAAGAAAAGGAAAUCUCGUAAUCCAUUGGACGGCAAUCCUUUCAUGAAAGGUGUUGUUCUAAAAACCUUGAUCAGAAAACCGAAAAAACCAAAUUCUGCGAACAGAAAAUGCGUUCUGGUUAGAUUAUCCAAUGGAAAAGAAAUGAUUGCUUAUGUACCCGGAAUUGGGCAUAAUUUACAGGAACACAACAUCGUUUUAUGCAGAGUGGGUCGAGUACAAGAUUGUCCAGGAGUUAAAAUCAAGUGUGUCAGAGGAAAAUUCGAUUUAUCCCAUGUAGUUGUUAAUAGACAAUAGGUCCCAUUAUUAUUAAAUGUUUAGAUAUUGUUUUACCUCGAUUAUAAGAGUAUCAUUUAGUUAUCUUUCUUAGUAAACUUGUCAUCUAUUACUUAGUAUAAAAUGUAUGAAACCUUUGAUGAUAUUCAUAAUGUCUGUGUUUAGUUUAAACAGUGUAUUCAUUUUGGUAUAAAAAGCCUGCACAGUGCGUUAUUCAUUCUCCUCGUCAUUUGAAUCUCUCAUUUUCUGUCUUAUUUCAACUUUCAACACUUUUUUUCCUACUGGGUAAUGAAUGCGAUUGUUGUGGGACUGUGGCAAUAAAAUUCCAAAGUAUACUCUUCAAUAUAUAAGCUCCUAGCUUCUGAAUAACUAUUCAACCAUCAUCGGGAAGUUCAUUAACUGAGAAUUUUGGUAUAUAUUUCGUAUCAUUCGAAAUCUCCACUGUCCAACAAUUGUAUAGAGUAAUCCACUGCCAAACUCUGACCUCGGUUGUUCAAAUGAGGAAACAACUAUUUCCUUUGCUAAAGUUUCUUCAUUCCUGGCCAGUACAUUUCCUCUUUAUUCCUCCAUAGUGUUCUCAAUAUCAAUCUUAUAUCUUGGCCUUUCAUAGCUUUAUUACUUGUUUACUAUAUUGUUCUUUCAGCUAGCCACAUUGAUAUUCUUUUACAAUAUGUUUAGGAUAAAUAACACUAGCGUGGACCUACAAUUAUACACCUAGUGCUAUAAGAACAACGUUGGCAUGUCGGUCAAGGACGAACGAUCUUGAUGUCAGAUGUGUUUUAACGGUUUUUUCAGUUUUUAUAAACAUAACUUUACUUUUAUAGUAUAAUUUGUAGUUGCAAAUGGUGAUUAAAGCAGUAGACAGAAUUAUAAAUUAAAUCACUAUAAAAAUAACUUCUCCCAGCGAAAGGCUAAUGGAAUUUGUUUGUGUUCAUGAGCGUUUAUAUGACAAACAGUCGACUGGAUACAAGAAUGUUAUAAAGAAAAGUAACCCACUUUUCAAAAGUCGUUACAAAAACUUAUAAUAUGAUUUUAUUUUUAUUAAGAGUGAGUUUGAUUUGUUAUUUUAAAUAUAUCUAAUCGUGAUAUUUACAAAAUAAUUAUAUUAACGACUACUUGAAAUAUUUCGUUGAUAUUGAUAAUAAUUUCAAAUAAAUGACGUUUGGCAGUGUACUGAUGUGACGUCAGCCUGUCGGCCAUAUGGGCUAAAAAACGUCUUGUAUAUAGUAUUUGGUCGUGAUCCAUAUAAUUAUAGUUGAUACUUAGUAGAUAGAGUCUACAUAAGAAACACGAAUAAAAAUCUAUGAGAACUGUAUAAACACUCAUGUAUAACCCAUAUAAUAAGAGGACACAGAGAGAGAUGGUUGGGACAGAAGAAGAUGUCUGACCAUGAAAUAAAAGAUACAAUUAACAAAAUCUUUUAGUGAAUGGAAACAAUUACAUUUUUUGUAUUGUAUUCGUAUUCUUUUCAUUAUGAGUUUUAAAUCCAACUUUUCAACAGUAAUAAUUCCUCAAAUAGGAUUUACGUCAGCUUAUGAAUAUGGUCUUUUCUACAGAAAAAUACUUUUGUUUGGACUUUAAGUUAAAAAUUUACAUUGGUUAAAAAGUUUGAUACCUCUUAAAAAUGUUAUAAAGGAUACGUUAAGAUUUUUAUGCUGAAUGAUAUUUGAAAGUUACUACAAGAGUAGCUUUACGUUAAAAACCGAAAUUUUCACUAAUAUAAAUGAUUUUUUUUUGUGGAUUCCAAUCUUCGAUGUUUUUAAUUAGAAUAGCAAGAAAUGGGAAGUCAAAAAUUUUUAUUUGAUCUUCUAGAAAAAAUUAAGGCAAAAAAAUUAUACCCUAGAAAGUAAUAAUAAAAAACUAUUAGAAGAGGAAACAGCCAAGUAAUACAAGGAUACGAUGACAAUUAAAUCAGAAAUAUAAUAACACUCUAGGAAAACAUUUAAAAAUUAUGAAAAAAACCUAAAAUAGGACCAUAAUGACAGCAUACAAUAUAAGUAGUUCAACAAUCAUCAACAGUAAAUAAACAAACUACUAGAAAUUUUAAUAAAUAAAUUUAUAUGUCUCCGCACUACUUUAUUAUUAUACAGCGCGCAUUUAGAAUAACAGUUUUUAUCUAGCAGGUAUAAGAAUUACUAGAGAAAAAAUAAUAAAAUGGAUUAAAAGUUGAAAAACUUGACCAAGGACAGAAUUCCAAUAAAAUUGCAAAUAUUGUUAAAAUAGCCAUAUUUUAUCUGAUUUUUAUGAAAAUAUAUGAAACUAUGUAUGUGUUACUGUUUUUUUUUUGUUUAUACGAAAAAAUGUACACUCUUUUUUAAAAUUGAAUUGUAAGGAAGAUACAAACCUUUUUAUUACAAUGUAUUUAAUCAUUACCAAAAGUCAAUUAUAAAUUUUAUCAUUGUUAGUCCCAGAAAAAAUAAUUUAUCGACAAUUUUUGUUUUAGCGGUUUAGAUAAAAUAAAUAUGGUUUAAAGCGUCGUUUUAUAACUAAAGAUGAAACUUGACUACUACCAUCAUGAUCCGGAAUCAAACUGAGGGGCUGAGGAAAGGUGUGAAGCCGUCUAUAGCU
Messenger RNA from Diorhabda sublineata, 3179 nucleotides. RefSeq names its product 40S ribosomal protein S12, mitochondrial. The coding region runs from base 147 to 632 and encodes 161 amino acids. NCBI's taxonomy places the organism in Eukaryota, Metazoa, Arthropoda, Insecta, Coleoptera, Chrysomelidae. The record is from RefSeq and is a predicted model, not a curated record. Gene Ontology annotation, molecular function: structural constituent of ribosome. The transcript has 3 exons. Gene Ontology annotation, cellular component: ribosome; small ribosomal subunit. Gene Ontology annotation, biological process: translation.